CGCGCACAGGACAUCGUCUUACCAAAUCACACAGUUUCGCACAAAAAAUUACGUGAAAGUGUACAUUGUUUAUUUUUUCAUUUCAUUUUGAGUGUGAGUGAGUUUAUUUUUAAAUGACUUUGGUUAUUUCGUUUGUGAGUUAUUAAAAUGUGGGAUUAUUAUUACGGUUAUUAUUUUAUUGAUGUAGUUAAUGGAUUUUUGUGACAUAUGUAUUUAUAAAAUAAUUUCUACAAUAUUAAAAUAAUAAUUUUGAGACAAAUUUUUCAAAUUAAAUAAACAUGGAAGUGGAAACGAAAAGAAACUCCGAAUACGAACAAAUUAAUCAACUUUACGACGAGUGUUUGAACUAUUUGAAAGAAAACAAACAUUUUGUAGAACAACAUAGAGCUUCAAUAGAAGACCCGGACUAUGAGACUAUAAGAGACCAAAAAGAAGACCGUCAAGAAGACCGUCAUGAAGAGAACGAACAUAACGAAAUCGGCGAAGCAAAAACAGUCUUUAAACUAGAGAAUGAAAAAUCUAUGGAGAGUCUGAACUCCGUGAUCUCAGAACCACGAUCAGAGAGGCUUCGAAAACUAUCAAAACAACUACCUAAGAUCAUUAUAACUCAGAGCACAACAAGUUUAGACUUGAAAAAAGAUGAAAUUAAGAAGCCUUUACGAGGUGAGAUGUCUAAAAGUGAUCGAGUUUUACCUAAAAUUGAUAGACAUUUGCCCAGACCGGAUUACAGUAUGCCUGUAAUAAAUCAUCAUCAUCAGAAUGUAUUGAAUUUCGACAGCAGUUUGAAAGAGCGCGAUAGUAUGUCGAGUAUGGAUAGGAAGAUGCCGAAAUCUAUGAAACCUUACAAUCAUGUUUCUAGUGAAAAGAAAAAGGUGCCGCCUAACAGUGAUUUCAGACAUCCCCAGCGCACGCGGCCAGGGUACGGAGACCAUCCCAAGCGCCUGGUCUCCAAGACCGGCAUGGAGAAUAUAGCUCUCAUAUCGAAUGUGCCAUUCGAGAAGAUUCGGUUGCUGAAUGAUACUUUUCAUACUUUGAUCAACUUACGUUGGCGUUGGAUCGUCAUCGGCACGAUAGUGGUCCACUUCGCGAUCUGGCUGGUCUUCGCAGUCUUCUGGUACAUCACGGCCCUGGCUCACUACGACUUCGAACCUGACCCGCCUAAAAAGACCUGUGUGACUGGUGGCAAGGAUUUCGUAACGAUAUUCUUGGCUUCUGUUGAAGCACAGACUACGAUUGGUUUCGGGGACCGUGCGAUAGACGAAGAAUGUCCAGAAUCUAUAUUCCUCUUCAUUAUGCAGUUGAUCCUGGGCACUGGUUUAUCGGGAGUCUUGACUUGUGUUGUGUAUGCCAAGCUAACUAGACCUGAAAAACUAUCCAGAGAUGGCGUUGGCUUCAGCAAAAAGGCUGUGAUCAGCAUGCGUGACGGCCGCCUCUGCCUGAUGAUGAGAGCCUGGGACCUCAACUAUGAUCACAUCAUCAGCUCAGAGUUUACUGCACACUUUGUCAACACCUACAGAACGAAGGAAGGCGAGGUGAUUCGAUACUACGCGCGCUGUCUCACGCUACAGCAGCGACAGUUCCUGCUGUGGCCGGUGACACUGGUCCAUGUAAUCGAUGAGACCAGCCCUCUGUUCGGGUAUACACCAGAGCUGAUUGCACAUAAUAGCUACGAGAUUACAGUGAGUCUGAAAGGUGCCUCAGCAUCAAUGGGAACAUUUACUCAGAGCCAGACAUCCUAUCUCCCUAAGGAGGUCGCAUGGGGCUUCAGGUUCCCUCCUGUUGUGAAAGUUUGCAGGUACGACAGUCACAAGCAGAAGUAUGUCAUCGAUCAUAAGAAGCUCGACCUUCUGGAGCCCGUCGACACUCCGUACUCUUGCGCCAGGGAUAUCUAUCGAAAUUCUACACCGAUAAAGGAGCCACCUCCCACCCCUGGAACUCCAAGCAACUUCAGCGAGAAGGUGUCCAGCUUCCAGCUAGCGCGCUCCUCGUCCUUCAGGCAGAGUGCAAAUAAUAAGAGUUAAGAGUUCCCUAACUCAUUCAUCGAAUAAGAUCAUUCUUCUUUUUCUUUUUAAGUUUGGAUUCAUAGUCAUAAUAUCUCGGCGCAUUCACACCGUUUUCGGUUUGCCGCCGGCUUUCAGACCGCCUUGCUGCUGAAUUUGCAGACGCGGUUACGACUUUUGUAAUAGUGCUGUGACUUUCACCGAAGUUAUUUUCUAUUAAUAAAAGUACUGCACCAUCUACUCAGAAUAAUUCUGUUAUUUAUAAGAAAUUAUGUUAUAUAUUAUGAAUACCAAUAACGAUAGCACUAUCACUCUGUAUCGAAUUGCGGCUUCAGCAAACUGCCGUCGGCAAUCAAAAGCCGCGCGAACUGCCAGUAAAAAAUACAUGUGCGGCCAGCAUUAGUUAUAUUUCCUUUUUCCAUUCUUCACAAACUCUUUCUUUCUCAUUGAUACCAUAAUUCACAAAAGCUAUCGUUCUUUUUUUGGUCGUCUUUACAUUUUACCGAGAUUAUUAAUUUUAAGAGACUACAAAAUAAAUAAGAAUACGAAACUAGGUCUUGUUCAGCACGUGAUACGAAUUAGUCGUAAGAGUAAAUGCAGAGAAGUUAAAUAAAAUUUUUGUAUGUACGACGAAAAAGCAAUAAUCUAAUGUAUGUACCUAUCCUAUGAGUAUUGUCAACGAUUGCCAAUAAGUUAUAAUAUAGUAAAAAUAAGUGUCCAAAGUUGUAAUCUUAUGAUAGCGUCGUUUUAAGGAAUAUAUUGAUUGUAUCUAUGUCGAAUCAAAGUUUAUAAAAUAUAUUUUUAUGAA
This is a messenger RNA of Spodoptera litura, 2808 nucleotides long. RefSeq names its product ATP-sensitive inward rectifier potassium channel 15. Gene Ontology annotation, biological process: potassium ion import across plasma membrane; regulation of monoatomic ion transmembrane transport. The record is from RefSeq and is a predicted model, not a curated record. Gene Ontology annotation, cellular component: plasma membrane. Gene Ontology annotation, molecular function: inward rectifier potassium channel activity. Lineage: Eukaryota; Metazoa; Arthropoda; Insecta; Lepidoptera; Noctuidae.